AUGUCGACAGUCCUGUCCUAUUUGCGGUCAGGAAAAUCGGUCAACGUAGACGACGACGACGAGUGUAAACGUAAAUCCAGUACGACCUUUGCUGGUUUCCCUGUAAACGAAAAUUUGAACGAAAGUAAAACGAAGUCGUCGAAGGGUAAAAGUACUUCGAAAAGUAACGUAUCUGAUUCCAGUGGCGACGCUAACGUAGCUGGUACGAGUAGUUCUGGUUCUGGUGAACAAGUUGGUCCAACCGAUUCUGCUUCUCCUCCUCCUCCGUCUAAUCCGUCAUCCGGUCCUCCACCUCCUCCACCUCCUGGUCCAUCCGACGAUCCGAGCGACGUUAGUGAUAGUAGCGACGACGACGACGAGUCCGACGAAGCAGCUGUAGAAUCUGAUUCGAGUAGUUCGUCUGGUAGUAUGUUCGGUGCCGGUGAUAGUCGCGUAAUGGAGUCGAUGGUCUUUCGCGGUCCGAAAGAGUUCUUGGAGGCAUUUUAUACGCUCGUCAACGAUAUGGAGAGUUUGGACGUGAAAUUGACCCCUUCGGAGGUCUACACGUAUCUGAUCAAUGCGUUAGGCAAUUCGCCUAAGUACGAGUCAGUGCGUAUGACUGCUCGAGGACUAGUUCACGUCACAGCUGGAGAUCCAAAUCCAAAGUUAAUUUCAUCAUUGCUUUUGAGUUUGGAAGAUGCCUCGAAGAACUCCUCGACUUCGAAGAGUUCGACAAGUACCGGUUCAGCGAUGGCCGCAUCCGAUCAAUCCGGUAAUAAUAAUAAUAAACGUAAUCGUAAUCGUAAUAAAUCGCGUAGUAGUAAUUCGAACUCGUCCAGUAAUUCGUCGAACGGUAACGGUGAUCGUAGUGGUAAUAAUGGCUUCGUACAAGCCAAAGAUCGUCGUAAUUGUCCGCAGAACGGUGAUUCGUCGCGUAAUAACGGUGGUAACGGUUCGUCGAGUGGUACGUCGGGUACGUCUGGUCCGUCAGGUUCGUCCGGUUCGUCAGGGCCUCGGCCUUCGCUAGCUUUAGGUCUUUCUACGCCGUUUUCUGAAAAAAAGAAAAAUCUUUUGUUAGAUGAUCGUCGUAGGAGUGAAAUCGUAGAUGAAUUCGUGAAAGAUAGGUUCGGUCGUAGUAGUUUCGGUGACAGUGUCGCGAUAUCCAAUUUCGGUGACUCGACUGCUUUGAAUCUCGGUGAAGAAAAUGCAUACGUCGAGACAAACGACGACGACGGCGUCGAUUUUAUCACGUUUGUCGUCGAUAGUGGUGCGACGUCGCAUUUUCUGAAACAUCGUGGAGUCUUGCACGAUGAGAGGAAAAUAAACGAAAGUUUACAGUCCGCUCAUUGUGAAGUCUCUUUGAUCAAAGAAGGAGUAGAAGUAGACGAAACGCGUAAGAUACACGAUGUUAUUAACGAUCAUUUGUUAAAAACAUCGGUAUCAGUGAGUGUAAGCGAUGUGAAUAUCGUACCUACGGUUACACCAGUAAGUAACGUUGAUUCAGCUCCUGGUUGCUCCAAUUGGAUAAACCCAGAUGAGCUGACUGAAGCCGAACGUAGCGGUGAUAAUUUAGUAGAUCGUAGUUUAAUCGAUACAUCAUCUUCGGAUGAACCGAUUGCUGUAGCGAACACGGUCGAAUCAAAACGUACCAGACAUAUAGAUGUCUGUUACCAUCAUAUACGCGAUUUAGUCACGAAACAGAUUAUAUACUUGCAAAAGAUAUCUUCGGCAGAUCAACUUGCCGAUAUUUUAACCAAAGCCACGACACUGUUUACUAACACCGGUAUUGAUAAGAAGCAACAAGUUUUACGUUUAUUUAAGUGGUACGCGUGUUAG
This is a messenger RNA of Planococcus citri (citrus mealybug), 1815 nucleotides long. RefSeq lists its product as uncharacterized. The coding region runs from base 1 to 1815 and encodes 604 amino acids. The transcript has 7 exons. Lineage: Eukaryota; Metazoa; Arthropoda; Insecta; Hemiptera; Pseudococcidae. The record is from RefSeq and is a predicted model, not a curated record.